Molecule: messenger RNA, 3164 nt
Organism: Heterotrigona itama
Lineage: Eukaryota; Metazoa; Arthropoda; Insecta; Hymenoptera; Apidae
Source: the annotation of a GenBank genome assembly
AAAAUUUGUUUAUUCAUUGGCCCCAUUAAGACUAAAAUAUCCAUUCAAUUUCGAAACGAUUUUCAUAAUUUCAAAAAAUGUAAAUACAGUCGAAGUACAUGUGCGUGUGUGUUACAUAUGUAUGUAUAUAGUUUCCUAAACCGCGACUAUAGCGUAUCCGCAGAGUCUCAUAAAAACUAUAGAAACGAAAACUAAGAUUUGUAACAAAGAUUUAAAAGAAAAGAAAAAAAGAAGAAAGAGAAAGAGAAACAACGAAAGAUAUUAAUUACGCUCGUUGGCUGAUAAACCGGCAAGGAUCCGUGUUUUAGAAUGGCUUUGAACGCGAACGCGUUGUCUAGUGACAUAAGCCGAAGAAAUCCACAGGAUGAAUACGAGCUCAUUCAGAGGAUAGGCAGCGGAACGUACGGAGAUGUUUACAAGGGGAUGACUUUGCAAUAAUCCAGCAAGAAAUUUUAAUGAUGAAAGAUUGUAAACACCCUAAUAUUAUUGCCUAUUAUGGAAGUUACUUGAGGAGGGAUAAAUUAUGGAUUUGUAUGGAAUAUUGUGGAGGUGGUUCUUUGCAAGAUAUAUAUCACAUAACUGGACCAUUAUCGGAAAUACAAAUAGCAUACAUGUGCAGAGAAACUCUUUUGGGAUUGGCUUAUUUGCAUAGUAUGGGCAAAAUGCAUCGUGAUAUUAAAGGUGCCAAUAUAUUACUGACUGAGGCUGGUGACGUCAAAUUAGCUGAUUUUGGUGUAUCGGCACAAAUUACUGCGACUAUUAACAAGAGGAAAAGUUUUAUUGGCACUCCUUAUUGGAUGGCACCUGAGGUUGCAGCUGUAGAAAGGAAAGGUGGUUAUAAUCAACUUUGUGAUAUUUGGGCAUGUGGAAUCACUGCAAUAGAAUUAGCUGAAUUACAACCACCUAUGUUUGAUUUGCAUCCAAUGAGAGCACUCUUUCUCAUGUCUAAAUCUGGCUUUAAACCGCCGACGUUGAAGGAUCGCGACAAAUGGAGCCCAACAUUCCACAAUUUCGUGAAAGUUGCUCUAACUAAAAAUCCUAAAAAACGACCGACUGCCGAAAAAUUACUGCAGCAUGCAUUUUUUCAAGGAGAAAUGAGCAAACGUUUAGCUCUAGAAUUGUUGCAGAAAGUAUCGAAUCCUAGUCAUAUGUUUACUGAUUUAGAAGCAGAUGAAGAUGGAGCUGUACCUAAUGUUCCACAGAGGAUAGCAUCUCGUCAUACCGCGAGACCUAGACCAAAAAGUCCUAUACCCCAAUUAGACAGCGACGAUCAAAUUAAUCUUGACGGAACCUUACAAAGAGAUGCGAUUUCUUCUUCUGUGGACACUACUCCAUCUUGGGAUAUUAUGGAUAUUAUGAAUAAUGUCAAGGAUCGCAAGCGAGUCCUAGGCGUCACAGCUCUGUGGACGAGUUGUACGGUCUAGUGAACAGUACUCAACCCUUAGCCAAUGUUAAUGGACAGCGUCAACGAUCCCUUUCCGACAGUGGUCCUAGAGACGAAUCCCCUCGAUCAAAUGGUCAAAAUGAGAUGCCAAGUGAAGGAGACAGGGAAAGUAUGAGUCCAGACUUAUUGUCUGACACUCCUCCUGUUCCUCCAAGAAGAAGGGAUAGAAAACGCCAUACACCUCCCAGACCGAUCAGCAAUGGACUGCCACCAACGCCCAAAGUUCAUAUGGGUGCAUGUUUCUCAAAAGUAUUUAAUGGAUGUCCAUUGAGAAUACAUUGUACCGCGAGCUGGAUUCAUCCGGACACGAGAGAUCAGCAUUUGUUAAUCGCGGCGGAGGAAGGGAUUUAUAAUUUAAAUUUAAAUGAACUUCAUGAAACCGCAAUAGAUCAAUUGUAUCCUAGACGUACGAUCUGGAUGUAUGUUAUUAAGGAUGUCCUUAUGUCUUUAUCUGGAAAGACUCCCCAAUUGUAUAGACACGAUUUAUUAGCAAUGCAAAGCAAACAGACUCAUAGAUUUUCAUUGCAUAUGAAUAAAAUAUCUGAGAGAUUAGUACCUAGGAAAUUUGCUCUAACUACUAAAGUACCAGACACGAAAGGCUGUACCAAGUGUUGUGUAGGGAGGAAUCCAUAUAACGGGUAUAAAUAUUUAUGCGGUGCAAUGCCUACUGGGAUAUUUUUAAUGCAAUGGUACGACCCUCUAAAUAAGUUUAUGCUAUUAAAGCAUUUCGAUUGUACAUUACCAACGCCGUUAAACGUAUUCGAAAUUAUAAUCACUCCCGAAAUGGAGUAUCCAAUGGUAUGCGUGUCUGUAAAACAACCAUAUCAGCAGAACAAAUUGAAGUUGGAUUUGAUUAAUAUGAACUCGGGGGCAAGUUGGUUUCACAGUGAUGAAUUGGAAGAUAUGGACGGUUCUGUUUGCUUACCAGACAGUGUGUUAGCAUUCCACAAGCAUGGCAUGCAAGGCAGGAGUUUCAAAAAUGGCGAAGUCACGCAAGAGAUCAGUGAUCCGAGUAGGACGUACAGAUUACUUGGAUCGGAUAAAGUUGUGAUGCUGGAGAGCCAUUUGGUUCAGUCAGGUACACUAACUGAAUCCGAGGGCGCAGACUUGUAUAUACUCGCUGGGCACGAAGCCAGUUAUUAAGUUAAAUACUUCCAACUAUAUAAAUGUGCAGAGGUAUAAUGUGAGUCGCAAGUGACUUGUGAUUCCCACUGACUACGUGUGAAGUAAAAUGUGACUGAGAGGCAGUGGUCAAUGUUGGUAAGAGAAUUGUUAAUUAUCCUGUUUUAAAGUGCGUGCGAAUAAGAAAUCAACGUGCAUCAACGUACACACAUACACAGUCGUCAUUCGUCACUGUUCUCCAUAUAGCCAUUGCUGUGUAAACUGGUUAUUUACCAAGAGAGAAAGAGAAUUUUUUAACGAAGACAUUUUGAAUUAAUGAUCUUCGAGUUUCGAAUGGAGAUCAUGGUGGAACAGAUUAUUAGGAAGAAGCACGAUAUAUUUAAAGUAAUAAUCUGUAAACUCGCCCUGAUGCCUGGCAAAAUAAAGCUUAUAUCAAUCAGAACUUCUCCCGAGAAACAUCUGUGCGCUCGCGAAAUUGAACAUUCACAAUUGAUACUCUCGACAUUCGUUAUUAUAAUAAAUGUCUAGUAAACAGAAAGUAGACAAGAGACUUGAUUUCAAACAAUAUUCUUCAUUUUUUUUUUCUUCUUUUUUCUAA